UGGAGUUCGAGUGUCGACUGUCCCUCGCUCCCUCUUCGAUUCCGUUAUGCUCCGUCUGUCGUAAUCUGCUUCCAACCUUCAGAUUGAUCCCGUCCAGCUUUUGGAGGUCUCUCUGUGAGCUCGCUCACUGCCAUUUGGAGCUCGUGAGCUGACAUGGAUCGGGCUCCCGCAGCUCGCCGGGCCGGCAAGCCCCCGGUGAAGCCCGACAUCUAUUCCACGGUCGUCGUCCACGGCAACUCCGACGAGUCCGACGAGGGGAAGCCGGAUGACGACAUUUACGCCACAAUGGUCUACAAGAACGAGGAGGAGGAGGAGGAGGAGGACGACCCCGCCCUUCCCUCCCUCCUCAAGCGCCUCCCCAAGGACUUCGGCGGUGGCGCCUCGAUCGACUACGACAACGACGACGAUGCCGGGGACUUCGGCACCAUGAUUGUCAAGACCGGCGGCCGGAACGCCAACCGGCCGUCGUCCUCCUCCUCCCGCAGGCCCCCGCUGGACUACUCCGAUUUCAAUAACAGCACCCUGAAGAAGAGGAUCGAGACCUUUACGGACGAUGAGGACGAGGACGGUGGUGGCGGGUUCUCGACGUUUGUGGUCAAAUCAAACGAGAAGGAGUCCGUGAGCGGGACGGUGGUGCGGAAGAGUGGUUUCGAGGAUUCCACCAUGGGAAGGGCUGUGGCGAGCAUGCAGGCUGCGGGGGACCUCGGAUUUGGAGGCAAACAGCAGAGGAGGAGGACCGAGUCGACUUCGCCGCAUCUGGGACAGGAAGCAGGGAGGCAUCAGCCUGCUAAAAUCUCGUCGAGUUCGAUUCCUGAGAGCGUGACCAGGGAGGAUCCCACCAUUAAGUACGAAUUGCUCAGUGAGCUAGGUAAAGGAUCCUAUGGGGCUGUUUACAAGGCUAGAGACAGAAAAACCUCGGAGCUUGUCGCUAUCAAAGUCAUAUCAUUGUGUGAAGGGGAGGAAGGAUAUGAGGAGAUACGAGGUGAGAUUGAGAUGUUGCAGCAGUGCAAUAACCCCAACGUUGUACGCUACCUUGGGAGCUACCAGGGGGAAGAGUAUCUCUGGAUAGUGAUGGAAUAUUGUGGAGGUGGAAGUGUAGCUGAUCUGAUGAAUGUCACGGAAAAGCCUUUAGAGGAAUACCAAAUUGCAUAUAUUUGCAGGGAAGCUCUUAAGGGGCUCUCUUAUCUGCAUUCCAUUUUCAAGGUCCACAGAGAUAUUAAAGGUGGUAAUAUCUUAUUGACUGAACAAGGCGAAGUUAAGCUGGGUGAUUUUGGAGUUGCUGCACAACUCACGAGAACCAUGUCAAAACGUAAUACUUUUAUUGGGACUCCACACUGGAUGGCUCCAGAAGUUAUUCAGGAGAAUCGCUAUGAUGGAAAGGUGGAUGUGUGGGCUCUUGGUGUGUCUGCAAUUGAAAUGGCAGAGGGACUUCCUCCUCGGGCUUCUGUACAUCCCAUGCGGGUGUUGUUUAUGAUCUCCAUUGAACCAGCUCCAAUGCUCGAGGAUAAAGAAAAAUGGUCCCUCGUUUUCCAUGAUUUUGUCGCAAAAUGCCUUACGAAGGAACCACGGUUACGUCCUACUGCUUCCGAGAUGCUGAAGCACAAAUUCAUAGAGAAAUGCCAAUGGGGAGCUUCUGCAAUGUUGCCAAAGAUUGAGGAAGCCAGAAAGAUCAGGGCCUCAAUGGAGCAGGCGCAAAAUCUUGCUCCAACAGUGUCGUUAGAUGGCGCAGUUGUAGGUCCAAGAGUGAACGAUGAUUACGGAGAUACUGUUCCGUCGAAGCCUCAAAAUUUGGGGGUUAAAGAAGUCAUUGCAACUAGUACUAUAAGGAAGCAGCCUCUUGAAGAUGGUCUUAAAGCAGAUACAGGAGGUGACUUCGGGACAGUCAUAGUUCAUGCUGGAAAUGAGAUUGCCGAGGCAUCUACGGCCAAUAAAACUUUAGUUACAGAGGAAACUGGAGCUCUUGAACAUGUCGAAAGCACUUCAUUUUUUGGUGAAGGCAGCAAACUGACUGAGCUUAGGGUUGAAAACAAGGUGGGUGCUGCUGCAGUGGGAGAUUCUCAUCGGGUCACACAGAAAGUGGAUGCAAAAUCAGCAAUGUUCGGUUCUCCUGAGCAGAUUCGUAAGAUAACAGAGGCUCAAGCACAAAUUGGAGGUGGCAGUAGCUCACUCAAGAUGGAGACCCUUGGUAAAAAGGGGUUCUCGAUGCAAGAUAAGCUCUGGUCUAUAUAUGCAGCUGGGAACACAGUGCCAAUUCCUUUCUUACGGGCAACAGACAUAUCCCCUAUUGCCCUCCUUUCAGACAAUGUGCUUGGAGGUGCACAAAGGGACAGUAACAGCGGAUCCGUAACUGUGGAAGCAUUGCAGGAGCUCUUUAUCGGCGAUGGACAGGCUAAAAAGGGUCGGCUGAGACAAAACGAGAUGCCUCUUCCUCCCAGCGUAUACCAAAGGCUCACCUCGAGUUCUACACUGUUGAACUUGGCACAAGCCCUAGCUCACCACAAAAUGUGUUACGAGGAGAUGCCGCUGCAGGAACUGCAUGCGGUGCAAGCCCAGCAGACCAUUCAGAAUCUUUCCGACACCCUUCGCACUAUCCUCCGCUUGUAGUCAGGAGGCCUUUUGCUUCCAAAAACGCAUGCAACAAUACCAAUUCAGUUGUCCUUGAGUAAAAGAACGAUGAUCUUUUUGCAGCUCGCUCUUUUCUUACUGUGUAUAUGAUUGGAAAACAGUUGGGUAAAGAGACUCCACCUAUGUUUCAGCAUGGGUGUGGGUCAAAAGAAAGGAGUGGAAAUUAUCAUUUUGCCAAUCAGCUCUCUCAUCUUGACAUCUGCUGAGGCAACACUGAGUCGAUGUUAUCUCGAACUCCCUGGCAUCAGGACUCUCCGAGCAAUUCCGUUCUAGAGGUUAGCAUUGUCUUGGCUGCAGAAGAAAUAAAGAUAGGUUUAAUUAAGAGAGACGCAGAUAGACAAAAUAGGUUCAGUAUCAGCACACACUCUUAAUAUUUCGAUUUGGGCUUAACUAUAUAUUUCCACUGCGCAAAA
Molecule: messenger RNA, 3038 nt
Organism: Punica granatum (pomegranate)
Lineage: Eukaryota; Viridiplantae; Streptophyta; Magnoliopsida; Myrtales; Lythraceae
Source: RefSeq, a predicted model, not a curated record